This is a messenger RNA of Cantharellus anzutake, 490 nucleotides long. RefSeq lists its product as uncharacterized. NCBI's taxonomy places the organism in Eukaryota, Fungi, Basidiomycota, Agaricomycetes, Cantharellales, Hydnaceae. The record is from RefSeq and is a predicted model, not a curated record. The transcript has 3 exons. The annotation marks the transcript as partial.
AUGGAUGAAACAGCGAAAGCCGACGAAGAAAACUUCGUCGAGUACUUUAGGUCGGAAACACCUCCUACGACCGGUUCAGCCAGCCUUGAGGAAGAGGUGGCUCGACCGACGACAUCCACACAGCAUUCUUACAAUUCCAAUUCAGCAACUGGGCCCCAAAUGACUUACUCCUCGCUUGUGGCAGGCAGUGAUGUUUCUCCUGGACAAAAUGUUGGUGGUGCGAAGCUUGACGACGACGACGAUGCACGCCUCCCAUUUCGGUACUCGAAAGAACAGAUGCUUCAAGUCUGGAGGGAUGGUGGCGGCCAAGGCGAGCUCAAUAUUGAAGUGGAAAGGUGGCCUGGUAUUGUUCGCGAACUUGUCGUUGAGCCUGCUGGGUUGAGGGAAUGGACAGCGGAAGAACGCAAGCCAGAACUAUGGCUACAGCUCUUCUGCUCGACGCCAUACCCAAACGCUCGGUUCCAUACAGACGUCCUCCACAGGCCUUGCU